GCCCGAGACCGAGACGAGAGCCGAGCACCACCAGACCACCCACACCUCCCGGCCGGCAACCCGCCGCUUGCCUCCUCCUCCCCCUUUGACCGCCCCGCGACGCGCGCGCGCCUGCUCGUCGGCCGGCCAGGAGCUCGCCGCUCGCGUGGGGAUUGGAGUGGAAGAGGCCGCGCGGCUGCUGGGAUGGAUCCCGUGGCGGCUGCCGCGGCGCACGGCGGCGGGCACCACUUCGCGCCGCCGCCGCCGCCGUUCCACCCGUUCGCCCACCACUUCCCAGGCCAGCACCCGGCGUUCCAGCAUUUCCAGGAGCAGCUUAUGGCGGGCGGCGGAGCGACGGCGAAGCAGGAGCUCGCGGACGACAGCAACACCAUCAACAGCGCCGGGAGCAACGGCAGCGGCGGCGACGCGGCCGCGGACCACCACCAGCAGCAGCUGGGGCCGGCGGGCGAGGAGCAUCAGCAGCAACAGCAGCCGCCCGCGGUGCUGCGGCGCCCCCGGGGCCGCCCCACGGGGUCCAAGAACAAGCCCAAGCCUCCGGUGAUCAUCACGCGGGACAGCGCCAGCGCGCUGCGCGCCCACGUCCUGGAGGUCGCCGCCGGCUGCGACGUCGUCGACAGCGUCGCCGGGUUCGCGCGCCGCCGCCAGGUCGGCGUCUGCGUGCUCAGCGGCGCCGGCAACGUCGCCAACGUCACCAUCCGGCAGCCCGGGGCCGGGCCCGGCGCCGUCGUCAACCUCGCCGGCCGCUUCGAGAUCCUCUCGCUCUGCGGCUCCUUCCUCCCGCCGCCGGCGCCCCCCGCCGCCACCGGGCUCACCGUCUACCUGUCCGGCGGCCAGGGCCAGAUCGUGGGCGGCACGGUCGCCGGCCCGCUUCUCGCCUCCGGGCCCGUCGUCAUCGUGGCUGCCUGCUUCGGCAACGCCGCCUACGAGCGCCUCCCCCUCGAGGACGACGAGCCUCCGCACCAGCAGACGCCGCAGGGCCUGGCCGGCCACUCCUCCUCCUCGCCGCCUCCGCAGCUUCCAUUGGGCGCCGGUGGGCACUCUCACCCGCCGCCGUCCCUCGCCGACCAGCUCCCCCACAGCCUCAUCAACGGCCUCCCGCUCCCCGGCGACGCCUACGCGUGGGCCGGCCCCGGCGGCGGCGCCGGCCGCGUCGCCCCGUACUGAUCGAUCGCCGCCGGACAUGGAAGAAGCAGGGAGAGGAGAGCAAGCAAACUAAACAUCAAGCGCCGGCGCGCUUCGUCGUCGCCAUCGGCAUGCAGCAUGGUACAAUCCAUCGAUCGAAGCUAGCUAAGAGUCAUCCAUCAAUCCAUCUCGAUCUCUCCCCGCCUCUGCUAAUUACCCGGCCCUCUUCGUUCCCGUGCUGUUCUUCGUUCGUGUAAUCGUCAGUCCGCCAUGGAUGGUCAACAAUUACCCGAUAACCCUCUGCCUGUAGUAGUGUAAUUCCUCGUAGUGCUUUGGAACUGUUAAUCUCUGCGGUUAAUUUUUCUUUCACUUGCACCUUCACCUGAUGAGCAAUGCAUGAUGCUGCUGCAUCGUCGAUCCACCUGUAGAGAGAGAAAGGGAGGAGGGGUUGAGGAGGAGAUUAGAAGUAGUAGUAGUGCUAGCAGAAGCAAUUAAGCUUCCUUUAAAAAAUUGUUUUAAUCUGUC
This is a messenger RNA of Panicum virgatum (switchgrass), 1647 nucleotides long. RefSeq names its product AT-hook motif nuclear-localized protein 18-like. The transcript has a single exon. Gene Ontology annotation, cellular component: nucleus. The record is from RefSeq and is a predicted model, not a curated record. Gene Ontology annotation, biological process: vegetative to reproductive phase transition of meristem. Lineage: Eukaryota; Viridiplantae; Streptophyta; Magnoliopsida; Poales; Poaceae. Gene Ontology annotation, molecular function: minor groove of adenine-thymine-rich DNA binding; DNA-binding transcription factor activity. The coding region runs from base 184 to 1164 and encodes 326 amino acids.